GAUUAUAGGUUACAAUUUACAGGACAGCGUACACAAUUUCUUUAUCUUGUAAAUUAAUUUCAAUAUUAGGUCUCUUACCUAUAAUCUCUUCGAUUUAUUCAAUUCCAAUAUCAGUUCUCUUUCCUAGAAUCUCUUCGAUAUAUUCAAUUGCAAUACGUAACGAAGGUAACACAGUAACGAAGGUAAUUAUAGAAGGUAAUUCAAACAUAAUAAGGAGAACGAAGGUAACAUGUUCUAAGGUAACACAGUAACGAAGGUAAUUAUAGAAGGCAAUUCAAACAUAAUAACGAAGGUUCUGUAAGCGAUGGGUGCUCAGGACAAAGACAAGACAGACGACGUGGUUCGCCUGUUCGUGAAGGCGGGAGUUGAUGGAGAGCGCAUGGGAGCUUGUCCCUUCUGCCAACGCGUCUACAUGGUCAUGAUGGUCAAAGCUCAGCACGGGCUGCUCAAGUUCCAGGUUAUAGCGUGCAGCCCAGCGAAGCCUCCUGACGAGCUGACGAAGCUUGGCCUCAAGCAUCUCCCGGCCAUCGUCCACCUCGACGAAGGCUUUGACGCCGAAGACGACAUCGUGCAGUACAUCGAUGACACGUUCCCUGGUGGAGGCUUGGUAUACGACAGUCCAGAAGCUGAGAUCGCUUGUAAGGAUUUCUUCUCGAAGUUUUGCUUCUUCAUUAAAGCUGUCAAUCAAGACUCGUCUAAACUAGAUCACGCUCUUGAAAAGCUUGACGCCUUUUUGGAGGCCGCCACUCCCCCUUGCAGUCCUCUCGCGUCUUCACCCCCACCCCCAAAGUCCCCAACUACACCGUCAUCUCCGGCCCUAACCGCUAAAAAUUUGUCGUCCUUAUCGGGAUCAACCGCUUCUUCCUUUGCGUCGCCUGCUCCUUCUUUUCGUUCGUCUGUAGGUUCCUCCAAUUCUCCAGUGCCUUCAUCUGGUCCUUCUUCACCUCUGCCAGCUGGGAAGUCCGUCUCAAGAACACCAGCUGCUUACCUUCCCACCACCAGCACCAACUGGCCCGUGGUGAACACCUCGUCCUCGAAACUGUUCGGCGGCUCGACUGACAGCGGCGCAGAGUCUCUUUGUUCUGAGAGUAACGAGUUGCAGUGGUUGACAGGCCCUGGUCUGAGUCACUUGGACUGCGUUGUGCUGCCUAAGCUGCAGCAUCUCAGAGUCGCCGCUGCCGCCCUCAAGGCGUACCAGAUCCCCACGCGCUUCAGAGGCCUCUGGCGGUACCUGCACAACGCCUACAACAAUCCUGUGUUCGCCCAGACGUGCCCGUGUGACCAGGAGAUCGUGCUGCACUGGCAUGACCGCCUCGAGACAAAGAAAAUGUCGCACAAAAAACACGCUGAACUCGCUAAGGAAAAACCGAAGUUUUCCUUCGAUGUCCCGGUCAGAGCUUCGGUUGUCACUGUUGUGGAGGUCGACUAGAAUUUGGUAACAAACCUCUAUUGAUUUACAUUCAACUGUAAAAUCUAAAUUUAAUUAUUUCUCAGCUUAUCCUAUUUUGUAUUCUCUGUAAUUGAAUAACUAAGCAUUAUCUUAAUCCUUUCUUAACCAUAUCUUUAUCAUCAAUGCCUUUAGAUUUUGUACAUAUAUUCAGCUCUUUCUUAGGUCUAAUUUCAGGUCUUUCUCUUCGUUGAUUAGGUAUAUUUUCCUAGGAGUCGUGGCUUGAAAAAUGUUUGAUAUUAUUUCUAGAGAUGGUUCAAUCAGAAAUGUUUCAAUUAUUUUGCAUUUUCAUGAGCCAUACUGUCUUAAGCAGGCUGCAAAUGAGACCCGAAUAUUGAGUGGUAAUUUUCAGCCAAAACUUGUACGACUUUUACUAAGCAUAAUUUUUUGAGAGGCUUUUGAAUCCGGACGAAAAUUCUAAGUUCCUUGUUGAUUGUGCCGUUGGGUCCCUCAGUUCUAUACCGUGUAUAUUGGUGCCUCAAGAUUGUAUUUAGACUGUACUUAAAUUGCUAAAUAUUUACAGAGUACCUAGGUAAUUUUAUUAGAGGCUUUUGAAUCCAGAAAAAUUCUAACUUCCUUGUUUAUUAUGCAUUUGGAUCCCUCAGUUCUAAGCCAUGUAUAUUGGUGCUUCUUGUAUUUAGACUGUCUUCAAAUUACUUAAUUUUUAUGGAGCAUAAUUUUAUAAGAGGCUCUUGAGUCCGGACGGAAAUUCUAAGCUCUUUGUUGGUUAUGCAUUUGGACCCCUCAGUUCUAAGCCAUGUAUAUUGGUACUUCUUGUAUUUAGACUGUUCCCAAAUUGCUAAAAAAACUGAGCAGAGCACCAUGUCUUAUCGUUGCAUUUAUUGCAUAAUGUAAGUCGAUUUUUUUCCGGUAACUCGUGCUUUUCUUGUUAAUUUUUCUUUUGCACUUGAAUUGUAUUCGAGAAAGCAACUACCUAAGAUCAAAAUGUCUGAAUAAGCCUCUGCUAAAUGAAAUAAUGGAGUCUACUUUGAUUUAAAUGGGGAUCUAUAAUUAGUGUUUCUUAAAGGAUCAGUACUCCCGUAUAAAAUCAUGAUAAUUGCUUCGUGAAAUCUCAUUCCUGUCAGUCAAAACGAUUGCUUCGUGAAAGCUCUCUUAAUCCCUGCACAAUCAUGAUUAUUGCUUCGUGAAAGCUCAUUUCGUUCCUGCACAAUCACAAAGAUUGCUUCGUGAAAGCUCAUUUCUUACUUGCACAACCACAACUAUUGUUUCGUGAAGCUCAUUUAAACCCUGUCAAUCAAAACUAUUUCUUCGUGAAAGCUCACUUUAUUCCCGCACAAUCAUUAUGAUUGCUUCGUGAAGCUCAUUUCUUCCCUGCAUAAUCAAAAUGAUUACUUCAUUUCUUUCAUAUUGAAUUGUUUCUCUGCGAACCCUUCCUUCUCCGUUGGACCAUCGGGAGUUUCACCACCAGUCGAUGUAGGUUUAGUACGAAGUGUCUCUUAAAUUGAUUAAAGGACUUGUUCCCAACUUAUUUGAUCGUUAAUAAUCAGUACAAAAAUCCACUAUUUAUAAUAAUAUAAUGACAAAAGUCUUAGAUUUUGUUAAGAUGAAAUUAUUAUCAAAUAAGGCCCGGAAAAAACUAGUGCUCAUGAGGUCUUAGGAAGUUGCUAUUGCCGUACUUAACCUCCAUAAAUAUUAAUUAUUCUACAUAUCGCUUCCUCGAAGAAGCGAAUUUCGCAUCAUAAUUUUGUUCAACUGUUGAGAAGCUUCUAAAAUUGCCUGUAAAUUGGUUUACGCCACGAAAAGGACAUGUUAAAUCCAAGCACUGUUUUAGACACGGGAGAAUCGUUAAUUAUUGUUUCGUUCUUUAUUAAUUUAUUUCAAUGUCAUUUGGAAUCCUUUUGAUCAUAAUAGUAGUGGACUUCAUUUUGUUUGACGCUAGUCACGUAUUUUUAAGAACUUUGAAAUGUGGUGUAAUUGGCGUUGAAAAACCAUAUUAAAGAAAUAAUUGCAAAUUGUUUCUUGGGUUCCAAUUCGCCAUUUAUUCAUAGGCAGACGAUCCCAAUUAGACGGCUGACUUCUGAUCAAUCUCCAUUCGAUAUGCUUUGAAUUUUUUAUUUUUACAAUCAUUCACUAAAAAUACAGAAGCCAAGUUUUAUUCCAUUGCUUGCAAAAUUUCAUUUGGGUAGAAUUUACUACUGGAUUAUUUUUGCUCCAUUAAAACCACUGCGACUUCUCUUGCCGUUUGUCACGUUUUAUUUUUUAAUAAAGACUAACA
This is a messenger RNA of Hyalella azteca, 3683 nucleotides long. RefSeq names its product chloride intracellular channel protein 2-like. The transcript has 6 exons. Gene Ontology annotation, biological process: chloride transport. Gene Ontology annotation, cellular component: apical plasma membrane; cytoplasm. NCBI's taxonomy places the organism in Eukaryota, Metazoa, Arthropoda, Malacostraca, Amphipoda, Hyalellidae. Gene Ontology annotation, molecular function: chloride channel activity. The coding region runs from base 305 to 1429 and encodes 374 amino acids. The record is from RefSeq and is a predicted model, not a curated record.